This is a messenger RNA of Geodia barretti, 549 nucleotides long. The record is from the annotation of a GenBank genome assembly. Lineage: Eukaryota; Metazoa; Porifera; Demospongiae; Tetractinellida; Geodiidae.
AUGGAGAAGAGUUUGGGGAAGAUGUGGAGAGAGGUUCUGGAGAUCUCCACGAGCGAGCCAAUUGGCUCGGGGUGUGUGGCUCAGGUCUACAAUGGAACCCUCAAAACAAGACUGACAGCUCCAUCUAUUGCCGAGGAAGACAAGAGAGAUGGAGAAGCUGACAUGGAGCUCGAGGCGUCACCUGCGAAGGUUCCAGGCAGAUCAGGAGCCGAUGAGAACAUCAAAUUCCCACUCCCGCUCCUCCCCUACGUCACCAGAGAGUCCGGGUGGAGACCUUGGAGCCUGGUAGUGUCUACAUCUCUAGAUAUCAUGGACAACGCCGGGAGACAGCUGCAGAAGAACGCUGGCCAGGAUUGGCACCGAUGCCCUCCUGGCCAUGUUGUCAUCCACACUUGUCCAUGGAGACCUCCAUCCUGGCAAUAUCCUGGUCCAGGACACACACCAGCCUCGCUGGUCCUCCUGGACUGUGGUAUCGCCACCAGUCUCACGCCCUUUGACCUACUCCAGAUGAGGCUCUCUUCACGCCAUCGUCAAGGGAGAUGUGAUUGA